Messenger RNA from Tetrahymena thermophila SB210, 432 nucleotides. Its product is annotated as transmembrane protein, putative. Lineage: Eukaryota; Ciliophora; Oligohymenophorea; Hymenostomatida; Tetrahymenidae. The transcript has a single exon. The record is from RefSeq and is a predicted model, not a curated record.
AUGCAAAAUUAAAUCACCACAAAUUUACUGAUUCUUCUGCUUUUUAAAAUUCAACUAACACCUCAACUUUACCAUUAAGUAAUAGUAAUAAGUAGAAUUAGAGAUACUAAGCAUCAUUAAAAUCUACAAAUUUCCUUCGUUUAAAUAAAUAAGAGUCUGAAAAUCAUAGAAUCUAAUAAAUAAAAGAAAAAUUAAAUCAAAUUAAUAUCCCUCAAUUUCUUAAUCCUCAGCUGCAUAGCAAUUAGAAUAGCAAUAAUUAAUUACCAAAAUCAUCUGCUAGCCUAAGAUCUAAUAUUAAAACAAAUAUUAAUUCCAUUAAUGUGUUAUAAGGAAUAAGCUAAAUAAGCUAAUUGCAAUAGUAACAAGAAGACUUAAACUUUGAAUAGAAAGAGUAAUAGCUUGAAAUGCUUUUGCUAAUAAAUAAAAAAUUGA